UCCUCUCGUUGCAGAAGCAGUUUAUUUAUUUAUUUGUUUUUUUUUUCUCUCUAAACCCUAUUUAACUCACGGCUGGACCUCCACUCCCGCCCUAACGCCGUCUCCGACGGACGCUUCGCUCUCAGCUAUUGAACUAUCAUCCUUCCGGCGAAGUCGCUGCUGCUCCUCCCUUUCACAGUCUCUCGCCUCUCCGAGCAAACGGAGAUACUGAAGUUACUUAUCUCUGUUUUUCUUUUUUCCUGAAAAGCACAGUGGUUCAGCCCCUGGCCUGUCCCGUUGGUGAUAUCGUACCGCCGCACAUUUUCAGAUUUUCAGUGAAGGCCAUUUGCACAAAGCCCUCGUCUUCUGAAUCUUAAGGAUGGUGAAGAGGAGCAAAAAGAGUAAAAGCAAGAGAGUAACGUUAAAGAAGAAGUACAAGAUCAUUAGGAAGGUGAAGGAGCAUCACAAGAAGAAGGCGAAGGAAGCCAAGAAGCUAAGCUUCAAGGGUAAGAGCAAAGUUGAGAAGGACCCAGGUAUUCCCAAUGAUUGGCCCUUCAAGGAACAGGAGCUCAAAACUCUUGAAGCUCGUCGUGCCCGUGCUCUUGAUGAGAUGGAACAAAAGAAAGCUGCUCGGAAGGAGAGGGCUCAAAAGAGGAAGUUGGGAUUGCUAGAUGAUGAUAAUAUGCCUUCUGCAGAUCGAAGUUUAGUAGAGAUAAGGAAUGUAGACAAAUCUGUAGGGUCUGCCCGGAAUCGUGAUAACUCAGACAGUUUCUACAAGGAAUUGGUCAAAGUUAUUGAGGCAUCAGAUGUUAUUUUAGAAGUUUUGGAUGCACGUGAUCCCCUUGGCACCCGUUGUAUUGAUAUGGAGAAGAUGGUGAUGAAAGCGGGUCCUGAUAAGCAUCUUGUACUACUUCUGAACAAAAUUGAUCUUGUUCCUCGAGAGGCGGUGGAGAAGUGGCUUAAUUAUAUGAGAGAAGAAUUGCCUGCCGUUGCCUUCAAGUGUAGCACGCAAGAACAAAGGUGCAACUUAGGUUGGAAAUCUUCAAAGACAUCCAAAACGAAAACGAGCAAUUUGUUGCAGAGAAGUGACUGUCUUGGAGCUGACACAGUUAAAUUGUUGAAGAAUUAUUCAAGAAGUUAUGAGAUUAAAAAAUCAAUUACUGUGGGUGUUAUUGGCUUGCCUAAUGUUGGCAAAAGCAGUCUUAUCAAUAGUCUGAAGAGAUCCCAUGUUGUCAACGUUGGUGCUACGCCAGGAUUAACUAGAUCGAUGCAAGAGGUCCAUUUGGACAAGAAUGUCAAAUUGUUGGAUUGCCCUGGUGUUGUAAUGGUAAGGUCUAAGGAAAAUGAGCCAUCUAUAGCUUUGCGGAAUUGCAAAAGAAUAGAGAAGUUGGAAGAUCCCGUUGCUCCUGUUAAGGAGAUCUUGAAGCUUUGCCCAUCCAAAACCUUGGUAACUCUGUAUAAGCUUUCAAGCUUCGAUACGGUCGACGAUUUUCUGCAGAAGAUAGCGGUUAUUCGAGGCAAACUUAAGAAGGGGGGAAUUGUGGAUGUUGAAGCUGCUGCUAGAAUUGUUCUACAUGACUGGAACGAAGGCAAAAUUCCAUAUUACACAAUGCCCCCAGUUAGGAGUCAGGUAGAACCUUCAGAGGCAAGGAUCGUCACAGAGCUUGGGAAAGAGUUCAACAUUGACGAGGUUUAUGGUGGCGAAUCUUCAUUCAUUGGAAGCCUCAAAUCCGUCGAUGAUUUCAGUUCUGUUGAAGUUCCCCCAAGUUGUCCACUGAAUUUGGAUGAGAAUAUUAUGCAAGAGCCAAAGAAUGGAAAUGAUCAACCAUCUACACAAGACGACGAAGUUCUGGAGAAUGCAUCGGACAAUAGCGACGACGAGUCAAUGGAGCAGGAAGAAGACGAUGACGAGGGCAAAACGAAUGGACAAGAUGCAACUAGCAGGCAAAACGAGAAGCUGUAUUCAGCAGAAGGUAUUCUGAAUACAAAAAUGAGGAGAGCAGAGAAGAAGAGGAGAAAAAAAGCAAACAAUAAUUGUAAAUCAUCAAUGUCUACAGACGCUAUGGAAGAUGAUUAUGACUUUAAAGUGGAUUUCAAAAAGAAUUAAUCAAUCUCCUAACAGAAAAACAACAAUCAUUGGUUGCCAUGGAAAUCAAAGCUAUGAACAUGGGUGUAAAUUCAUAGUUUUGUGUUAUGAUCUUGAUUCGAAGUUCAGUUUUUCAUAGAUUUUUCGCCCUCUUAGAUUUAUCUUAGGAAAUUUUGGCCUUUGAUUCACCUGAACGAGAUAUAGAACCUUGGAAUCAAAUUAUAGAAUCUCAUUUUUUGGCUUU
Cucurbita moschata (crookneck pumpkin) is the source of this 2309-nucleotide messenger RNA. RefSeq names its product guanine nucleotide-binding protein-like NSN1. Gene Ontology annotation, cellular component: nucleolus. Gene Ontology annotation, molecular function: GTP binding. The record is from RefSeq and is a predicted model, not a curated record. Lineage: Eukaryota; Viridiplantae; Streptophyta; Magnoliopsida; Cucurbitales; Cucurbitaceae.